CCCCCUCUCUCUCUCUCUCUCUCUCUCUCUCUCUCCUCCCCUUAUUAUACCUCUCUCUCUCUCUCUCUCUCUCUCUCUCUCUCUCUCCCACUCUGUGUCCUCUUCUCCUCUUUUUGAUGUUGUGAGGAAUGAAUCCUAGUUGAGCUGAGACUUCCCUGGUAAUUAUUGUGGCAGCUUCAUUCCAACUCUGAAGAUAAUCUGUCAGAGACAAAAUACAUAGCUUAAAGUUCCUCUAUCGUUGUGCUUUCUAUCAAGUUGGUGAAUUAUUUACCACUUUGAACAUUGCUUUCACAAAAAAAAAAAGAAAAAAAAGAAAGAAAAAAGAAAAGAUUGUUUACAGCUCGAACAGAGAAAGUUAGAAGAGCAGCAUGGAACAAAAGACAUGGCUUUGGAGGAGGAAAUCAUCAGAAAAGAAUGUCCUCGAAAAAUCUGAUCUCUUAGCAAAGGAGCAGGAGAAAGAGAGGGCUUUAAAAUUAGAGAGAUCCGUACAAGACUUAAAUGAGCAGUUGUCGUCAGCUCGCACUGAGUCCGAUGCAAAAGAUGAUCUUUUAGCCAAGCAAGCAAAAGUGGCCGAGGAAGCCAUCACAGGUUGGGAAAGGGCCGAAACAGAAGCAUUAUCUUUCAAGCAAAUACUUGAUGAUGCUUUACAGCAAAAGGAAGUUAUGGAAGAAAAAAUAGACAAGCUAGAUGUAGCUCUAAAAGAUUGCCAUCAACAGUUGAAUGUCUCUAAGGAAGAGAAGGAGCACAUAAUAAAUGAAGCUGCAAAGAAAAUAUCCAAAGAACAAGAAAAACUACGAACUCUCGAACAGAAGCUCGCCGAGACAAACAAGAAGAUUGCUAGUUUAGGUGAUGAAAAUAGUAAUCUCUGUACGAUUGUUGAGAUGAAAGAAAGGUUAAUCGAAGAACUAAACGAAUCAAAAGCACUCGUUGAAGCAAAUUUAGCUGAAGUAUCAAAAAGACUUGAUUUAACGGAAAAAGGCAAUGCCUCUCUUAAGUAUGAGGUUUGCAUGCUUCAGAAGGAGCUGGAGAUUCGGACCGAGGAAAGGGGAUAUAACAUUAAAUCAGCCGAUGCUGCUCACAAACAGCAGCUAGAAAGCGUAAAAAAGAUUGCAAAGCUAGAAGCAGAGUGCCAAAGAUUGCGCGUGAUGGUCCGGAAGCGACUACCAGGCCCUGCCGCUUUAGCUAAAAUGAGAAGUGAGGUUGAACUUCUUGGUCAUGACAAUUAUAUGGAACUGAGGAGUAAAAGUGCAAAUUCCCCAAAAUCUUUUGCAUCACGUGGGUUUGUAUCAGAAAACGGUUAUGAAGCAGCUUCUCUUCUUGAGAGGUUGAGGGCAAGCGAAGAUGAAAACAAAAUUCUCAGAGAAUCAUUGACUAAGAAGACCAGUGAAAUCGAGCAUACAUCGUCCAGACUUUCGCAGAUUGAGAGACAGCUGAAGGACUUAUCGAAGGGACAUGAUUGCUAUGAUCACAUAAAAAGUAGUCCUAGAAUGUACGAACACCCUCUUGCAUCAAUUUCCGAGGGUGGUGGUCAUGGAGAUAAUGUAAGUUGCGCUGAAUCAUGGGCUUCUGCUUUGAUUUCCGAGCUGGAGCACUUCAGGAAUGGAAAGCCAACGACACCAUCUUCUAGGAGUAUUGGCAUGUCCGACUUAAGUUUGAUGGAUGAUUUUGUGGAGAUGGAAAAGUUAGCAGUGACAUAUGUUGAUAAUAGAACUUUAUUAUCUGCGCAACUUCCUUCAAGGGACAGUAGAUCAUGUGUUACCACUACUGCAAGAUCUGAUUUCACGGAAGAAGCAGGUAAAGAGCUCAUCCCCGUUGAGAAUCUCUCUGGAUACAUAACACUUGAGAAUUAUCCUAGUUGGCUUCAGGAUAUUUUAAGAGUGAUUAUUCAGAAGCAUCAUAUUACACAGAAAAGUAUAGAUGCCAUUUUCGAAGAUGUCCGAAGUGCACUGCAAAAGCAGGAUCUUUUUAUUAGAGGAAACUCCUCAAAUGCCUUAAAUGCUAAUGGCAAUACUCCUAGGAAACCCCAAUCUGCUUCUUUGGAUUCAUUUGAAGGAAUAGUUGAUACCAGUGCCUCACAUACCGAAACAGCUAACCAGCUUUCCAAAUCAAACAUAGAAAAGGUGGUAUCUAAGUUAAUUGAGCAGGUAGAAGGAAUCAUUCGAAGGUGCAAAAAGAACAAUGAUGGCCAACUUACGGUAUCUGGAAGUGAUACAGUAAGUCCAAAAUCUGGAGCUUUAAAUGGAUAUGUCGCUCGUGCAUUUUUGUGGGAAACUUCUGAACUUACAACUGUCUUACGACACUUUAUCCUUGUUUGUAACAAUCUGUUAUAUGGAAAGGCUGAUCCUGAAAGAUUCAUUAGUGAAGUAAGUUCGACCCUAGACUGGAUUAUCAAUCACUGCUUUUCCCUACAAGAUGUGUCUGAUAUGCGAGAAAGUAUCAUAAAGCAUUUUGGGGGGGAUGAGAAUUGCAUUAAUGAGUUCAGAGCUGUGCCGAACAGCCCAAGCUUGGGUAAAAAUAAAUUAGAUGACCAUGAUGAGAUCAAGAUAAAAGGGGAUAAGAUAAUGCCUUUAUUUUAUACGCCAAAUGGCCUUUGUAGUUUGUUCGAAAUGGACAUUAUUGAAUCUAGGGUUAAAGAAAGUGCAACAAACCGUGCGAUUCCUAAUAUAGAAUUACGAAGAAGUUAUUGUGAGGAGAAGAUUGAAAAUGGAAAUUCUGGGAAUGAAGCACCAAUUACUCAAGUCCCGGAGUCAGAACAAAGAACAUCAAAUUUCCGAGCAGAACCUGAAGCAGUGAAGGAAUCAAAGUUAAUUGAUGAAAAUCAUAAAUUAGAGUAUACAGCUGUUAAGGUCGAACUAAACGAGACUCGUAAAAGGUUCUCAUCCCUGAAAGUUGAAGUGGAAAAUGAAAUUUCAACUUCAGAAAGUGAAGCUGUUGCUGCUUCUAAAGGGAGUCCCAAACAUAUUAUUGGCCAAGAGGAAAAUCAACUUAGAACUAGUUCAGAAAUUGCUUUGGCAUCAGAGAAACUUGCAGAGUGCCAGGAAACAAUCCUAAACCUCGGGAAACAAUUGAAAGCCUUGGCAUCUCCCAAAGAUGCAGCCCUUCUUGAGAAGGUUAUGUUGAGCCCGACUACCGCCAGACCAAAUCGUAGGCUUCAGUUACUCGAUCACAUGCUAGCGGAGGAUGGUGCCAACUUCGAGGAUCCCAACUUCCCUCAAACUAAGGAAAUCAUAUGUACCGAACCACGAAAUCAGCAAGAUUCCACUGCUGAGAAUCCCAAACCAGGAUCGCUAAAUGGCCGAAAUGUCCACACAGAUGACAACCGCAUCAGCAACGGUUCGGUACAAGCUACAACACAUCCAGUAAUAGCUAAUAAGCACACACAUGAGGGUGAUGUGGAAAUGCUUGCGCUCGUUCCGAAGACACAAAGAGGGGGAACAAGUUUGCUUAGAAAGCUUUUAUUGAGGAAAAAGGAGAGCAAGAAUACUAAGAAGCUAACACUGCCCAUCAGCUCUUUCGAGGGCAAAGAGUUAAAAGGUGUUUAAAGAAUGGGAGAAAAGUAAUGCAAAAUUUAGUAUCUAGGUUGGGUGCUUUAUUGUUAUCUUGCAUGGUUAUGGGUGAGAGAAGAUAACAUGGUAGUGUGUCUGAGAGUGGGUUUUUGUGUAAUUUCUCUUCUGAUUGUAAUGUAAAUCUUUCCUUUUGUUUUGUUUCUUGUAAAUUGGGAUCUCUGUUGACUCUGUAGCCAUUCAGUUGAUUACAGUUCUUGAAGUUGUCGAGUUCGGAGAAGCUA
Molecule: messenger RNA, 3787 nt
Organism: Ananas comosus (pineapple)
Lineage: Eukaryota; Viridiplantae; Streptophyta; Magnoliopsida; Poales; Bromeliaceae
Product: filament-like plant protein 7
Exons: 6
Coding region: 369-3542 (1057 amino acids)
Source: RefSeq, a predicted model, not a curated record